Molecule: messenger RNA, 1513 nt
Organism: Suillus subaureus
Lineage: Eukaryota; Fungi; Basidiomycota; Agaricomycetes; Boletales; Suillaceae
Product: NTF2-like protein
Exons: 13
Coding region: 134-1339 (401 amino acids)
Biological process (GO): polyketide metabolic process
Source: RefSeq, a predicted model, not a curated record
UAUCUCCAUUUGUCUGGUCAACGAUGUCAAGGGGCUUGAUCCCGCCCAAUAGUGGCAUAGUCUCCCCAACCAGACCUUUAUAGACGAAGGAAGACAGUCGUCCCUUCUGAUAAAGCCCCACCAUAACCACAAGAUGACGCAGAUAGAAGUGUUCUUCAAUAGCGUGGCUUCCGUGGUGAAACCUGCGACUCUAUUGAUGCUACUUCCCCAAGAUCAGACUAGUUGGUGCCAGCAGUUCGCACAGGAAGGAUACAAUGUGGUACAUUUGACGUACCCUCUUCCCCCAAAUUCUUCUUUCAAGGAUGCGAUGAAAGUCGUCGAUGACAAAAUCAUUACGCUGGGAGCUGACUGGGGACUGUUGACAUACGGUUUGACCACAGAGGAUGCGGAGACCCUUGUAUCGAAACUCGCUCUCUCGCUUGCAGAUCUGAAGGCUUGCGCUCACUUUUGCCCAGAUGCUGAGGUUACCCAUGGUUUUUUGAUGAAGGACAGCCAGAGGAGACACAUCCCAGUUACUUUUCACCUCGCUUCUUCCCAAGAAGUGCUCCAUGCCUCCCUGUUACUUUUCGAGGAUCCGGCUAAUCUUGGUUAUUCUCUCCCGACUCACUCUCGAUUACCGGUGCGGGUGUAUUCAUACCCUCUAGUGUCAAAAUUCCCACCGUUUCCCUUCUCGAUACAACCUCCCGUCAGUGUGAAUGUUAACGAUAAACAAUCGGUCGACCCCUAUCUUCGCUCGGCUUCCAGCCUAUCGCUUACUCGGACCCUCGAAUUGUUGAAGGCCCAUCUUGGCCCUCAUUUCAACCUCGAGAGGCUCUGGGAGAAGCACACUUAUUAUGAAUUUAUUGAAAGAGAUGCACCUAAGACGAUGUCUACAAUGGUUGCCACACCAUACGUCAAUCAUGUUGCAACGAUGACCGGAGGCGUCGGGUAUGAUGACCUGGCGAGAUUUUACAAGUAUCAUUUCACAACUGUAACACCGCAAGACUUUGAGCUCAUUACUGUCUCUCGGACUGUUGGUUGCGAUAGGAUUGUUGAUGAGAUGAUUUUCAAGUGCCACCACACAUCUGAAAUAGACUAUUUUCUGCCUGGAAUAGCUCCGACAGGGAAACACAUUGAGAUCGCUAUGGUGGGGAUAGUUGCCUUUAGAGGCGAUAAACUUUUCUUUGAACAUCUGUACUGGGACCAGGCCGGGAUUCUUGUGCAGCUUGGACUGUUGGACCCCUCUAAUCUUCCUGUUGCUGGGGUUGAGGUCGCUAAGAAAGUUCUGGACCCUUUCGGUAUGCCCAGUAACACACUCCUGAAAAGAUGGCAUGAAAGCAAGGGACUUCCAAUCGAUUGAGGUAAUUUGACGGUGGUCAUUGGAGGAAGCUUGACAACAGGCAGUUGUAUACAAUUCAAAUAUGAUCUUUCAAUUCAGCGCGCAGAUCUGUUACUGUUCACAGUAUGUAAUACAUUUUGGCAUCGAGAGCGACUGUGCAGUGUGAAUUGUACCUCGUUGAUGUCGACUGGCCAG